GGAGGAGGAGGAGUAACAAUUACUUAAAAUGCGGUCCUCAAAAUUCAUUUAAAAAUUUUCAAACUCGACCAAUCCCCGCUCUAGAAUGUUGGGUCAAGCUCAGCAGCAAACUGUAGAGCAAAACGAUGACGUACCAGAGCUGGAAGAAGCAGGAAUACUGGAGGAAGAAGCAGGAAUACUGGAGGAAGAAGUAGGAUUACUGGAGGAAGAAGUUAAGCAAAAGGCUGAGAGAAUAGCGGAGUACAGGGGCAUAAUUCUUGGUCAGCUUAAAACUGAUAUCUCUUCCAUUUUUGCUGCUCAAAGACCCGUUUUGGGGACCCGUUUUGGCGAUGGAUCCGAAUCUCAAUCCGGUGAUCCAUGCAGCUCCGAUGUUGGAGGACCAACUGAAUCUGGUAAUAUUGCCAUGUUAGCUGGAGAGGAGCAGAAAGAAGCUGAGAAAGUACAGCUCCUUAAAAAGAAGAAUUUGGAGAGUGCUUCUGCUAUACCUGUUGUAUUGAAUAGGAUGAAGGAAUGUAUGGCAAGGAUUGAUAAACUACAAUCAUGCAACGGAGUCAUACAUCCUGCCUUUAAAAGGAAAAGGACUAGCUUACAAGCCCCUGCUAAAUCUGCUUGGUAUGGUAUUGACUAUUUCGCUUAGACUAUCCUAAACAGCACAGGACGCUGCAAAAUUCAUGGAGAAUUAUUCUAAAGAAAUGGAGUUCUAACCAAGAGCGACCACAGUUAAGGAACACAUUCUAUUGUAAGGGUGCGUUUAGCUAAUGGAAGUCCUUUUUCCGUGUGUGGUAUAUACAGUGGAAGUCAAUUUCCAAGGGAAACAUUUUCCAUCAGAAUGGGAAAAAUGACUUCCCUAAUCUGACAGCCAGAGUUUAUUAAAUAUUUGACGGAUAAAAAGUGCUCAACUUUGGCAAACUUAAAGGACCGAAAUUACUUUUCUCUAAGCUGUUUUAUUAAGGUUAUGAUUUUUGCUAUGCUAUCUGCCAAAAUCUUUUCUACCUCUUGACAUUGUUGUACAUAGGCCGUGUUUGGUUGUCGUCAGGCAUGUGGUUGGCUGAUCACUAAUUCACUAUACUCCUUGUUUGCAAAUGGUCCAAUAUUGAUGCCAAUGAUUGUAAUUAACAAGGUUACAAGGACAACUGAAUUUCAAGGGUUCUGUUAUUCAUGAAGGUAAAUCUGCCCGUGUGAGUUUCCUGAAGCAAAGUCGUAAUAAAAGAUUGCAGUGGGCUGAUGGUCAGCAUAUAAAAAGAUCAAAACCUGGAAUACCUACAGGUAUGAUUAGCAUGGAAUGGUUACAAUGGAUUUUUGCUGUCAGCUUUAAUUAGUUUGAGAUUAAGGCAUAGUUGAUUGAUUGAUAUGAUUUUAGCUCACAAUCUGGAAGAUUUUCAAGAUCUGCAUUCGGCGUAACAGUAUAAAACUGUGAAGCUGACAUGAGCAUAAACUGACUGUGUAAUUCUUGAAAAGGAUGAAGUGUUUGGUUUGUUUUUGGCUAUCCGAGUCGUACACUUAUUUUA
This is a messenger RNA of Nicotiana tabacum (common tobacco), 1508 nucleotides long. RefSeq lists its product as uncharacterized. The record is from RefSeq and is a predicted model, not a curated record. Lineage: Eukaryota; Viridiplantae; Streptophyta; Magnoliopsida; Solanales; Solanaceae.